ACAACCAAAUAAACACAUCUCUCUUCCUCUUCUUCUUCUCUCUCCUACUUUCUUAGAGAUCAUUCGAUUUCACGAUCAGAUAGACUUAUAUUAUUAUAUUCAUAAAUUUUUAAAUACUUAUCCAGUCGAUUUCACAGUCAAACAAUUUUACAUACAACAAUAUGGAAAUCGAGCCAAGUGCACCUCAAAUCGCGGGGAAGAAACUAUGGAACAUAGUUAGAAUUAUGUUGUACAUGCUAAGGAAAGGCAUGUUAAAGAGCAAAGUCAUUCUAGACAUACAAAUUACCUUUCAAGACAUGUUAAAAAGAGGUAAAAUCGCGGGUAAGGCGAUAAGCAAUCUUAUGUUACAUCCUCCACAUUGUUCAUCGUCUUCAUUUACAUGCAUAUCAAACAACAACAACGACGUUGCAAUGUCAUUUAUCACACGUCGUGAGUACGAGUUUAGCUGCAGUAAUAGUCCUAAAUUUCCCCUGUAUUUCGCCAAUAAUAAACGUAGGCGAAAUCGUAAAGGGGAAAUUGAUGUUGUACAAAAAGUAUUUGAAAUAUUAAAUACAACAAGUACAAGUCAUGAAGCUGGUGGUACAACUUCUAUUGCUGUUGCUUCACCUUUAGCAUUACUUGGAUUUGGUAAAAGUCCAAAUAAUGUGAGAAAAUUAAGAGUUACUGAUUCACCAUUUCCAAUUAAAGAUUCAGAGGAAAAUUAUAAUUCACAAGUUGAUAAAGAUGCUGAAGAAUUCAUUAAGAAAUUUUAUAAAGAUUUAAAGCAACAAAGAAAAAUAGCAUCUCUUGAAUCUCCAUCUCCAUAUCAUGUUUAUGCUAGAUGAAAAAUUAAAAAAAUAUUGUGUAAUAAAUUAGUAAUUUUUUUUUAUUUCCUAAAGUUUUUUUUUUGGGACUAGGGGUUCCAUGACUACCUUCAUUGACACACAAAGUCAAGUUCGUUCGUCUUUUUGGUAUGAAGCGCUUUAUCUGACCAACUAUAAAAUGGAUAUCGAAUAUCAGAUACCAAAUGAGAAAUAAAAGAAAUUGAAAUUAUAUUGCUUAUUUUAUUUUUAUUUUUAUUUUUUUGACUUUUUCAAAGUUUUUUUCUUUGUGUUAUGAAAUUGAAGGUGGGACAUUAGUUUGCUUAAGAGAUGUAUGUGCUUUGAUCCUAUAAACCAAAAAAGGGCAACUCUUUGUUUUUA
This is a messenger RNA of Solanum pennellii, 1181 nucleotides long. RefSeq lists its product as uncharacterized. The coding region runs from base 162 to 824 and encodes 220 amino acids. The record is from RefSeq and is a predicted model, not a curated record. The transcript has a single exon. NCBI's taxonomy places the organism in Eukaryota, Viridiplantae, Streptophyta, Magnoliopsida, Solanales, Solanaceae.